GGGGACUCUCCAGACCGGAAGCACAUGGGGACAACUGGAAGGGAUUGGUUUCAAGGAGAAAUGUUUAUUAAAAUCCUCAAGGAUGUUUAGAUUCUCUGCUGUAAGGAUGAUGUAUGCACUCCAUUCUGCAGAAUCUUGAGGGAAGCUAGAAGGACUUUGCAAAACAUGGCCUGGCCUUGGUUUUUACCGCUUCAGCAUUCCCGGACAUACCUUCCCAUGAGACUUUGCUCUUCCCUGUGUUCAUACCUGGCCCCAUUCAGACAUUUGAGCACUUUUAUGAGGAGUAGCCCUGUGAGAGCUGUGUCUCCUCGAAAUGUGACUCACCCCAGGAAUUUACUGUUUUGGAAUCAUGGAUGGACGGGUUUACCCAGGAUGGUCAGCAACGGCCAGAGCUGCGACACGGAAGACAGGCAGAUUCCAGCCUCACCCGGCCAGGACUCAUCAGUUCCCUCAUCUGGGAAUGAAACUGACUUGGAAGGAUUUGGAGAAAGGGGCAGAAUCUACUCUUCCAGGAGAUUUUUCCGCAAAAGCUCUCCAGAGCUGCAGGAUUCCAGACACCGUGACACCGAGGAUCAGGAUGAGGAGGAGACUGAACGUCUUGAAGUGAGACGCAAGCCACGCCGAAGGAACACGACGUACUGGUACUUUCUGCAGUGCAAGAAACUCAUCAAGGAAGAUAAGUUGGCUGAGGCACUGCACAUGUUUGAGACUCAAAUGGUUAAAGAGGAGCGGCUGAUCCCAGAGGAGUACAAUUACACAGUGCUAAUAGGGGGCUGUGGACGAGUGGGCUACUUGAAAAAAGCCUUUCAGCUCUACAACGACAUGAAGAAGAGAGCUGUGACUCCUUCUGAAGCCACCUACACUGCUCUGUUCAAUGCUUGUGCAGAAACACCAUGGAAGGAGUCUGGUCUACAGUUUGCCACAAAGCUCCGGGAAGAGUUAACCAGCAAGAAUAUCCAUCUUAACCUGAUUGCAUACCACGCCAUGUUGAAGGCAUUCGCUGUCUGCUCAGAUCUAAAGGCCUGUUUUGAUGUGCUUCGGGAAAUAGUUCAUAGUGGUCAUAAGAUGAACGUGGAAACAUUCAGCACUUUAAUGAUUGGUUGCAUCAAGGACACGGAAAAUGGUUUUAGAUAUUUGCUACAGAUUUGGCGAGAGAUGUUAAAACUGGGCGUGAAGCCCGAUGUCAAGAGCUACAACUUGCUGCUGCGAGCCACGAGGGACUGUGGUCUUGGGGACCCAGCGGUGGCCUCACGGUUGCUGUUGGCAGAUGAGGGUGAAGUCUGGCAGCUGAACCAGCGUGGAAGAUUUCGGAGAGUCAAAGGCCGAAAGGAGGCGAGAAGCAGCAAAAACACGACGACUCUGGUGGUUGGUUUAUUGGAAGAGCAGCUAUUUGGACUGGCUUCUGACCAACCAGCCAGCUACAGAGUCUCUGAACCAAAGGCUGAGCUCAGUGACGAAACUUUACCAAAACUGAUGGAAACACAAAAUCUACUGUCCGGUGAUGGGCAAGAGAAAGCGCUAGUGUCACAAGGAGUGCACUCUGUGGAACUAGUUCCCAGAAACCAAAUACUUCCAAUUGAUUCAGACUCCAGCGAGCUUCCUGAAACUGCGCAUCUACCUAACCUACUCGAUGUUCAGGUCGACAAGAAGAAUAUCGUUUCCUUAGGAACGGUAGCUACACCACCUGACAGACUGGCACUGAUUGGAUAUCUGAGUGGCAUUCUAAAUAAGAUGAAGGAAGAUAGUGUGUCUCCAGACAUUAAAACCUUCACACUUUUGGCUGAAGUGGUGGAACCAAACAGCCAAUCCGAGUCUUCCUUGUUAGCCCUCAUGGAAGAGCAAGGUGUGAGGCCAGACAUUUCAUUUUUUAACACCUUCAUUCGAAAAAAGAGCAAGCUGGGUGACCUGGAGGGAGCUAAGGACAUCUUGAAGAGCAGCAGAGCCAAAAUGCAACUAUGUUGUUGAAGUGUAGACGCCACUUUAAUGUGGGGAACCUGGCAGCCAGUUUGUGUGCAGCAAGUUGCCGUGAACAGCAUUAUCUUUGAUAUCUUUUGACGAAGGGAUAAGUAUCGGCUGAGAUGACUCCUCUGCAUUUCCAUCCAAAACGGGAUCUUUUAUGAGAAAACAAAUAAUCAGAACGUCUCAUCAAAAGACAGCAUCUCUGACAGUGUAGCAGUCCCCUUUACUGCAGGGGAGUGUCAUUUAUUUCCUUUAUUCAUUAACGGGAUGAGGGCGUUGCUGGGCAGCAUUUAUCACCCAUCCCUAAUUGCCCAGACUCAACCACUUUGCUGUGG
Molecule: messenger RNA, 2294 nt
Organism: Rhincodon typus (whale shark)
Lineage: Eukaryota; Metazoa; Chordata; Chondrichthyes; Orectolobiformes; Rhincodontidae
Gene: ptcd1
Product: pentatricopeptide repeat domain 1
Exons: 7
Coding region: 166-1965 (599 amino acids)
Biological process (GO): tRNA 3'-end processing
Cellular component (GO): mitochondrial matrix
Molecular function (GO): tRNA binding; protein binding
Source: RefSeq, a predicted model, not a curated record